CAUCAUUUGCUACGAGCCAAUGGUUCAGACGCGGAUGGACCCUUCAGGAACUGCUGGCUCCUCGCACCAUUUUGUUCUACACUCGAACCUGGUCGCUCUACAAAAACAUCGAAUCAUCGAAUCAUAAAGCAAACGGUGUUGUACUAGAAGAACUUGCGAAGGCAACCGGAAUAGCGUCUCAUUUCCUAGCUGACUUUAUGCCAGGUAUGGAGGACGCACGCUCGAGACUUCAAUGGGCAUCGUCACGUCGUACCACUCGCCCCGAGGACAUUGCCUAUUCGCUUUUUGGCAUUUUCAAUCUCCAUUUACCUGUCCUCUAUGGGGAAUCUGCCGAAUUCUCCCUGGGUCGCCUCCUAGCAGAAGUCAUAUCACAGUCUGGGGAUAUCUCAAUUCUAGACUGGGUUGGGGAGGCAUCGAUGUUUCAUAGUUGUUUCCCGGCACGCAUCACCUCGUACCAAACGUUGCCUGUUCCACCAUCAGAUACGGAAGAGCAGUCGUCGACAGCGAGUCGACAGCCUACAUCAUCCAAAGCACUGCGAAAGCUGUAUCGGUCUCCCCAACCACGAUUCAUGAACCGCCGCCUCACGUUGUCAUGUUUCUCCCAUCGUGUUACAACGGUCUUGCUGAAGAGCACAGAUCCGUCCUCGUCAAGUUAUACGUAUGAAAUCCACGCAUCCGGCUUGCAGCCACUUGAGAUUACACUGUCGGAAGAGCUUGAAAAUACGGCAUGGUCGCCAGGAGAGCCAGAAAGUGCGACUGGUGCCCUGCAGCUUGUUCGCCCUUUGCAUUCGAAGUCGCUUAGUCGAUCCGCCAAGCUAGACGCCGCUGCUACGGAACAGUUGCUCGUAACACUGGGACGACCAUUUAACGCCCUUCUGUUAACUGAACUGCCUCACAACGAGUACAAAAGGAUUGCGUCCUCCACACUUAUCGCCGCUCAGCCCGUAGACUCGACCAGCAUCCUUCAAAGCAAAAUCAGGACAUUCAAUAUUGUAUAGGUAGUCACAGUGUUGUGAUAUCAGGGCGAGUACAUCACGACAGCAUGACAAAUGUUGAUACGAUAGAUCGGUGGUCCGUCUCUUGUAUUGUCGUUUGUACCUUCUCAUCUGUUGUUGCACAACACGAUAUGAUGAAUUAGGAUAUGCAUCUUUGAG
Messenger RNA from Pisolithus orientalis, 1154 nucleotides. RefSeq lists its product as uncharacterized. The transcript has a single exon. Lineage: Eukaryota; Fungi; Basidiomycota; Agaricomycetes; Boletales; Pisolithaceae. The record is from RefSeq and is a predicted model, not a curated record. The coding region runs from base 198 to 998 and encodes 266 amino acids.